This is a messenger RNA of Spirodela intermedia, 3879 nucleotides long. NCBI's taxonomy places the organism in Eukaryota, Viridiplantae, Streptophyta, Magnoliopsida, Alismatales, Araceae. The record is from the annotation of a GenBank genome assembly.
AUGGAGUACUUGCCUUCUAAGGUGGCGCUUCCUCAGAAAUUCCGCGCGGAGUGUCAGUCCAACGGCGCUGUCGGGAAUCAUCUGCCGGAUCUACGGAGCUCUCUUUCCCCCUCCUCCUCCGUCAAGGUCCCGCCGACUCCCUCCAGGAACGGUGAGGUUAAGCUCGUUUCUAAGAGAGGGAUGGAUCUCGAGGGGAAACCCUUCGCGAAGAUCAUCCAAGGGAACGGCGGCUAUGUGCUCGAGGACGUCCCUCACUUGACCGAUUACAUCGAUGAUCUCCCUGUAAGUUUCGGUUGCUGUUUCUUCGUGAAGUCGGAAGAGUCUUAGAACUCAUGUCUUCCUUUGCAAAUAAAAAUAAAAAAAAGAACAAAAAAAAUUAUUUCCCCGUGUCGUUGUAGGCGUUUGUUUGGUUUCUGAAACCCGUAGCAAGGAUUCUUGUUUUUACGAUUAUGACGGCCCAUAGUUGAUUUCCUCUAAUUGAUCGGUGGCUGAUCACAGCAUGAUAGACGAUUUUCUUAAGAAUUACACUACAAGUUCAACUCAUCCGAGGAUUUCGUGCCUUUGACAGAAAUAUCCAAAUCCGUUGCAAGACAAUCCAGCUUACUCAGUCGUCAAGUAAGUCCAUUCAGCAAGGGUCUGUUUCGCCGGUGUUUCUUUAUGCUUCGCGUCUGGAGUACUAAUUCGUGCAAUUUCAUGUUCUUGCAGGCAGUACUUCGUUAAUAUUGAUGAUACCGUCGCUCAAAAGGUAAAUUCAGUCUCCAAAAAUUACGCAUGGAGUCUUUUAUUAUCUUCUAUUGUGAUUUUAAUCCUUCCGAAACUCCACGCAAAUUGUACGUACUUUUUUGAAAUUGGUAUCCCAUUUAGUAAUUGCCACUCAUCUACGCAUGAGUCAUGAGCUCGGGGUGACAUUUUCUGUUGGGAAGUCUUUAUCGAAUCAUCAUUUAGAAUUUUAGUGAUAAGAUAUAGUUAUUUUAUUUUUCUAUCAAUUAGUUAUGGUAAAAAAUAGAAGUAGUAAUUAAUCCCCAUUAGUUGAAAUUACAGACUAAUAUUUCUGGUUUAUUAAUUAUUUGACAGAUUGUAGUUCACAAAACUAGCCCGAGAGGAACUCACUUCAGACGUGCAGGACCCCGGCAGAAGGUAUAUUUUUUAGCCUGGACGGUGUCAGGUAGAUAUGGAUAUCAAGUACUUACAGUUGUAUUUAAAUGAUCGCAGGUUUAUUUUGAAUCAGAUGAAGUGCGUGCUUGCAUUGUUACGUGUGGUGGCCUGUGCCCUGGACUGAACACUGUGAUUAGAGAAAUAGUUUGUGGAUUAUCUCAUAUGUAUGGAGUGACCAGAAUUCUGGGGAUAGAGGUGAGUAGUUGUAAUUUUUGCAUUCUCCUGGGCAGCAUAAACGACUUUCGAGUUUCUUCAUUUAUAGUGGUGAAUCCAGACGGAUAGACUAUGUCUUAUCACUUCUCCUAUUGAUUCUCCCAUUCUUGCAACCGUAUUCUGUCAUUAUGCAUCCGCUAAACACUUAAUCGAAAGUUAUCUUUAAAUUGUAUUAGACACUGAUCUGUUUUACAUGGAUAACAAACAAACAGAAACCCAUCUAAGGUGGCAUUAAAUUCGCGUUUAUGGAUGUCUGCUAAGGAGGGAAGUUGCUAUGUUUCAUAUGUAGAAGCAUGGCUCAUGGAAGUAGGAGAAUAGAACCUUCUCAUUGACAUCAAUGCAAUGAUGGAUGAGAUAUAUUUUGAACUGUAAUGGUGUCAGCUUUUUAUGUUUUCUUUGAUCAUAAUCUACACCAUCAUUGAUUGAUGCCAUUUAUGCCAAGUUUCUCUGUCUAGAAAGAAUCCAAGUGCAGUAACUGGUGCACAAUCUCUUAAAAGCAUUACGGAAUCUGCAGGGAGGAUACAAGGGUUUCUAUGCUCGCAACACCAUUCCCUUGACAGCUAAAUAUGUCAAUGACAUCCACAAGAGAGGGGGUACGGUUCUUGGCACUUCACGAGGUGGCCAGGACACUACAAAGAUCGUAGAUAGUAUCCAAGACCGGAGGAUCAAUCAGGUAAGUCUUAGGAGCAUGCGAACCUUUAUAUCUAUUUUCAUGGUCCAGUGAGUUCAAGCACUGUAAUUUACUUGUCUUUCAGGUGUAUAUUAUUGGGGGGGAUGGAACACAGAAGGGGGCAUCAGUAAUUUUUGAGGUAACAGCUGUUACCAAAGCAUUUUGUGUUAUUCAUUGGCCUUGACUGCAUUCAUCAACGUAUCACGGAAGGAAAAACUAAUGUUUUUUUGGCCUCUUUGGAUAUUUUUUUGGGCCCACACUCAUCUUUCCUUAUUAUAAUAUUCAUACAGGAAAUUGUAAGGCGUGGCCUGAAGGUUUCUGUUGUUGGAAUACCUAAGACCAUUGACAAUGACAUUGCGGUAAGCAGAUUAUCUACUACCUUUCCCUAUCAUGAGAAACUAAUCUGCUUUCGGCAGUGCUUGCUCUUUUCAUCGCUUCUUUACACUUCAGAGCCGUGUGUCUUCAGGUUAUUGACAGGUCCUUUGGUUUUGACACUGCUGUUGAAGAGGCACAGCGGGCCAUCAACGCUGCCCACGUUGAGGCUGAAAGCGGUGAAAAUGGCAUCGGUGUAGUAAAACUGAUGGGCCGCAACAGCGGUCAGUCUCGUCUGCCUAAUUAGCCGAACCUUUUGACGUCCUGUCUCAGAAUUGUUAGCACGCUGCUGAUUUUUAUAGUUGUAUCAUUUAGAUUAGCAUGCGAAGUCUUCACAUGUCCGAUACCUAUGGUUUUUAAGAGUUUUACGCCGUACUGAAGAUUGACUAACAGAGUCUUCUUCUCCCAUGUCUGUCUAGGGUUCAUCGCUAUGUAUGCUACUCUUGCCAGCCGAGACGUGGUAAGCCUUUUACCUCUUUCAAAGAUAGUUGAGCUCGAGCUCCCGAUUUCGGAUUUGUCAAAUAACAUAGCCCGAUGCCCAUUUUCCAGGAUUGUUGCUUGAUCCCAGAAUCCCCAUUCUACCUGGAGGGGCCCGGGGGACUCUUCGAGUUCAUAGAGAGAUGCCUGAAAGAACACGGCCACAUGGUCAUCGUCGUCGCCGAGGGCGCUGGGCAGGAGCUUAUCGCAGAGACGAUGCGGUCAGCGAACUCGAAGGAUCCCUCUGGAAAUAAGCUUCUUCUCGAUGUGGGUCUGUGGCUGUCUCAGAAGAUAAAGGUAGAUCUUGAUCCCAGCCUAUCGGCAGGUUUCUUCCUGGGAUCUGAUAUUCAUCUGCGAUAGUAACCGCCCGCGGACUUCUUCUCUGCAGGAUCAUUUUGCCAAGAAACCGAAGAUGGUGAUAAAUCUGAAAUACAUAGGUUCUCUUCUUAGAAAGCCCUUUUCUUUCCUCUACCCUCUGCCUCCUGAGCUUCUUGACCAGCUAGAUCUCACGGAAUGGGAUCCGUGUGCUCGCAGAUCCGACGUACAUGAUCAGGGCAGUCCCCAGCAACGCAUCUGACAACGUCUACUGCACGCUUCUGGCUCAGAGCGCCGUUCACGGCGCCAUGGCGGGCUACACGGGCUUCACAGUCGGGCCCGUCAACGGAAGGCACGCCUACAUUCCCUUCUACGUAAGUGUGCAUCGUAUCUCCUCUUCUUCCGUUAAUCUCCAUUAUUGGGCCAUGCCCCACCCACCUCGGUAUGUAUCUGAUGUAUGAUGGGCGCCGCAGAGGACGACGGAGACCCAGAGGAAGGUGGUGAUAACAGACAGAAUGUGGGCGAGGCUGCUUUCCUCCACCAAUCAGCCGAGUUUUCUCAGCCAUGAACACGUCGAAGACGAGGACGAGGACGACGGAAUGCAUGAUAACAGCAGCCAGUUGGCGGACGGAGCGAGCAGCGGAGGCGGCGGCGCCGCCGAGAAUGGCAACAUCUGA